Podospora pseudopauciseta is the source of this 4358-nucleotide messenger RNA. RefSeq names its product DNA replication protein psf2 (gene PSF2). The transcript has 2 exons. Gene Ontology annotation, biological process: double-strand break repair via break-induced replication; DNA replication. The record is from RefSeq and is a predicted model, not a curated record. Bases 261 to 1058 code for a protein of 265 amino acids. Lineage: Eukaryota; Fungi; Ascomycota; Sordariomycetes; Sordariales; Podosporaceae. Gene Ontology annotation, cellular component: nucleus; GINS complex.
AUAAACCCCUUUUUCCUAGUGGCUUGGCGGUCCAGCCUUGUGGGCCCCAGGCGACGUCAGUGCCCCGCGUUUUCACUUUACGCGACACGCUGACUUUCGAUGGCAGUUCAGUUGAUUCCCAACCGCCAGAGCUCUCGAAUUGCGACUAAAAUCAUACAACAAACCAAAAUACGACAUGAAGAGGUGACACUAUAUACCACAGUACUUUCCGAAUCCCACGAUACCCACCAGCAUCUCCCGCCCCCCAUAAACUAUUCACAAUGGCUCUCCCUCUACCAUUAGGCCUUACCCAUUCUGAGGUCGCCUUCGUCGCCGAAAUGGAGCUCGUCACAGUGGUUCCUAGGCAACGAUUAGAAAGCAUCGAUCUGCUGUCGGGCAAAACCCCCCCCCUCCGCCCACCCCACCGAGCCGACCUCCCCCUCUGGCUAGCUCUCCUCCUCAAAAAGCAGCGCCGCGCCAACAUCGUCCCCCCACCAUGGUUGUACCCCGCCUCCCUAGCCGACAUUGUCCACCGCGAGACAAAAGUGCACCCUCACGCUUUCUCGGAGCCAAUGCCUACCGCUUCACGAGCGAGACAGUCACAACCUGGUUAUGCGGGGAGGAUAGGUGGGGGUGACAGCAGCGAAGUAAUAUUGAGCCCGCCGUUUCGGAGUAAUUGUACCAGCGCCGCGCCGGCGGGGUAUUUGCCGUACCACUGGUUGGAGGUUGCCGAGGCGCUUAUAACGUACGCGAGCGAUGAUUUGGGGGGGAAUACCAGUGAGAUUAGGGGGUUGUUACGGGAUUUGGUGGAGGUCAGGGCGGCGAAGAUGAGAGAUUCGGCGGAGACGCUGGGGGCGGAAGGACAAGGGGGUGUGGUUAGUUUGCGUGGCGUGGGAGCGAUGGAGUUGGCAGAGAAUAGGGGGUUUGUCUUGGGGGUUGUGGAUGGGGUGAGGAAGAUUGGUGGUGCGGUCGAGACGGCGAGACGAGAAAAAGAGGAAGAAAUGGAUCUGGGUGGGGGAGAUGGGGGCAGGGGUGGUUAUGGUGGGGAUGGGGAUAGUGAUGAUGAUAUGGGGAUCUAAAUACCCGAAUGGAAGGCAUGAGUUGCGCGAGGGAUGGUCUAUUCCUGUUCAUGUCUACAGUUUAACACCCUAUCGUGUCAAAAAGCCCAAGCAUCCAGCCACCGACUCAUCAUCUCCCCGGUCACAGCUGCCAUCUUCCCCAUCGUCUGGCUCGUCUUUUUCGCCUUGUCUGUCUGAAAGAUGACCGGACCCUGUCUCUCGUCUCUCCACCCCUCAAAGAACUCCUUCAGCUUCAAGGCCGGGUACCGUUCUGCGUCGUUCUUUUCCCCCAAAGCAUCCAACCACUCUGCUACCCCCACCACCUUUAGCUUCCCCCUCUCAGUCUUGCCUGCAUACUCCUGCACGGCGCCAACCAUCGUCCCCUCCCAAUCAGCACAGGAGGGGUUGACAACAUUGUAACACUCCCUCCCCUUCCCACUGCCCCCCAACCCCAGCUCCACAAUUGCCUCAGCAGCAAGAUCAACGGGUAUCCAAUCCACUGCUUUUUGGUUCCCCCCCAAGGUGGACGGGAUCAUGCCCAUGUUGAGGGAUGUCUGCACCAAGCUAGGAACCCACUCGUGUUUAUUCCACUGUCUCCCUACACCAUCUGCCCUCCCAGCAAGCUGCCCUACCCUCAGAAUUGUGCUCGGGAUGGGGGAGUUGGCCAGGACACAGGAGGCGAGGUGUUUGGACUCGGCGUACCCUGUUGACAAGGGGAGGUUGUGGUCUUGGGUGAAGUUUUCCGGGACAGGUGAGGUCCCCGCCAUGGCGGUGGCGAUGGAGGAGAUGAAGACGAAUUUUGCUGGGUUGAGGGCCAUGAGAUUGGCUGUGCCGGAGAUGGAAGGGAGGAAGGAGUCGAGGGGGAGGUUGAAGUUAACGGGCCAGGCGGAGUGUAUUAGCAGUUGGGGUUGCAUGAGGGUGUUGUAGGUUUUGGAUGAGAGGCCGAGGGUAGGGUGGAGGAGGUCGGUUUGGAGGUAUGUAACUUGGGAGGUGUUGGGUGAGAUGGGUUUGGAGCGGUUGAGGCAGUAGAUAUGGGUUAUGGUUGGGUUGGCCAGGAAGGAGGAGAGGAGGGAGGAGCCGAGGGUGCCGGUUGUGCCGGUGAGGAUGACUUUGAAGCCUUUGGGUUCGGUGUGGGAAGGACGGGGGAGGCGGAGGGAGGGAGUGUAUUCUUUGAUGAGCGCGUCGAAUUUGUCUGCUCUUGACGUGUUGGUGGUGGCGGUGCCUGGGGCAGAGCAGAGAGCGCGGUGAAGUUGGCUGAUGCUGGGGUUCUCGUAGACCAGACGGAGCGAGAAUUUGCCUUGCAGGCUGGAUUGGACGGUGCUUUUGAGGGUGAGGAUGAGCUGAAGGACUUGAAGGGAGUCGAAGCCAAGGGCGAACAGGUUAGUGUCGUCUGUAACGUCUCCGCGUCGCUUGAUCACGCUGUUGACCGCAUCCCGAAUUUGAGCCAAGAUCAUGGUCUCGUCCAACACACCCUCAGCUGUAACCCCAUUGAUAACCAUCGCACUGGCAUACAUUUCUUCAAUCUCGGCCUGAUAAGCCACAUACGUAUUCCUCCUCAUCACCGUCCGCUUCGGCGUCCUCUCAAACGGCUUGUCUUGUCGCGCGACCCUCACCAUCGACUUCCACACCCUCGCAUGAGCCGGGUACUGCUCAUUCGCCUCCUCAACCCUCUCCCAAAUCCUCUCAACCACCUCCUUCACCCCCAAACUCACAUCAUGAACCUCCACAAUCAGUCCCGUCUGGAACCGCCCACUCCCCACCAUCACCGCACCUUUCACCAUCGAAUGCCCCUCCACUAUCUUCUCAAACGUCACCGGAUUCAGCUUCUCCCCAUUACUCAGCACAAUAACAUCAUCCACCCGUCCCACAUACCUCCACAGAUUUUCUUUCAGCGGAUGGCGCUCAAACAAGUCCUUCGUCCGCCACUCUUCCGAGUCAGGAAAGUUAUAAAACACAAACUGGAACCUCCCCUCCUCCCCUCCCAACCGCUUAAUCACCAACUCGGCAGUAUUCUCGUCUCCACCAACCCCCUCCAUGACAACGCCCGCCGCAGGAUUCCACUCGAAAUACUCCCAAUCCCUGGGGUCCAGCGGUGUAUACCCGGUCGCGUUCCAAAUCUCGGUCGUGCCGAUCCCGUUCACCAGCGUGAUACGAGGGGAGAGUUCCUCCCCAAUGACAUCGCCGCAUGACCUGGCUAGUGGUGCGCCGCCGGAGUAGAUACACUCGAUAUCUGACGCCCUCAGGGUCUCAAUCCCGUGAGGCAAACUGCAGAUAUCUUCCAGAAUAGAAGGGGUGCAAACCAUGCCUGUCGGGCGGGUGGUUUUCACUGCGUGGAGCAUCAGCUCUGCUGUUGGGGGGGUGCUGGGUGGGAGGAGGACGAGAGGGCGGCGGUAGUGGAGGGAUCGAACGAGGAGGUUCAUGCCAAAGGCGUGGAAGAAGGGGGGCAUGGAGAGGAUGAGGGGGGUGGUGUAGAGCGGGUCGUGGGUGUUUAGACGGCCGGCGGGGGUGGGGAGGGUGGCGAGUAGUCUGCCGGCGGUGGUGAGGACGCCGGCUUUGAGGGGGAUGGGCUUGGGGAGGCCGGUGGUGCCGCUUGAGUGGAGGAUCAUGACUGUCUCGUGGUCGGGGGUCGUAUCAUUGCAUUUGCUCUGGUACGGGGUGGGGUUGGUGGUGGUCUCGAGAAGGUGUUCCAGGUCUGGGAUGCGGAGGACGCUGAGAUGGCCGAGCUUUUGACCGAUUUCAGAAGCUUGGUCGGAGAGCUCUUGGCUGUGAAGAAGUUUGGUGCAGCGGGUAGGGGUUAUGAGAGCGCAGUGGCCCUCAACGGAGUUUCUGGGCGAUAAUAGAAGGCUCUGCUAUUUGUUAGAGUUGAUGGCGGUAACCUCACAUGGUGUUACCAACCUUGUGCCCGGUCUUCAACGCCGCCAGGAUGACUAUGGGGUAUCGAAUGUCGUUGAUGCCAGUGUAGGCAAGGGGCUCGUCCCGGCCCAAGCCAGCCGGGCCCAAGUGUUUGUCAAUCCAGUGAGCUAGCUUGUCUACCGCUUGGCCGAGCUGCUGGAAGGUAAAGUUUUGCCAUGUGAUCUCUUCAAUCUUGGUCGGUGAUGAUGGGAUCUUGACCCAGGUAUCGUGAGGGACCUCAGCGGCGAGCUCGUCGACAACAUAUGUGAGAGAGGACAUUGCUAGGUAGAUGGGGAGGUUACAAACGAGACAAGAUAUGAAGUUGUAAAGUGAUGUGAAUUUUCGAUGGAUAUAGCGAUGAAUUCUUGAAGCCGACAGGAUCUACAAUGUUUGUCUCGGUGUGAACGGUCCGGUAACCCAAGACAUGAU